AUGCACCCCUUUGCGUCCUAUGUGCUCCGCAGCUACUACAAGGAGUCUGGCUGGAAUGAGGACAAUCUCUAUGCCAACCUCACCCGCUCUUCCAAUGCACUGCUCGAUUUCAGUGUACCCAGAGGGCUGCAUUUUGGAAUAUCAAAAUCGCCCAACCCCCUCUUCAAGACCACGUACUCCAUGAACGCCCUUCCUUCCUUGAAUGGCUCUGUCGGGUACAUUUUCACAAGCUGCAACCUGGAUGUCAAGGGCUCUGGCGACGUCCGCUUCAAAGACAUGAUCGACCGCUUCAAAGUCUUUGAUCAGCCAAGAAAACCUGAGGGCAAGGCGGAAGAGUGGCUUGGCGGAGAGCGCACGGACACACGAGAUUACCUCCUUUACGGGCGAAUAUACAUCCCUACCGGCCGUUUGGAUGGUCUGUACUCUACGCGUAUUACGCCAACUCUGCAAGGCAUGAUUGCCGCUAUCUCAGACCCACGUAUGCCACUCUCGUCGGAGAAGUCCCGCGGGCCCGCGCCGGGGAGUAAUGUUAUGUUCAGCCUCCAGCACGACACCGGCAAAGUAUGCACCGAAUAUACCUGGAGCGCUGAAGACGGCAUGUGGGGCGUGCGCUCGCUCUACAACUUCGGAAGAGUUGGUCCGCACCACCCCGAUGCUACGGCCACACCUCCACCUUACUCACACGACGACGGCGACAGGCAUGGCCAUACAUCCGCGCCUGCCGGACGCCGGAAAAUCAAGCGAGUGGACGAGGAAGACGCGAUGGACGGCGGGUUGAGGGGCCGAGUGUCAAUAGGUGGAGAAUUCUAUUUCAGCGCAAAAGAAAAGAGUGCUGGAGUGUCGACUGGGAUCCGCUUCACCACCUUCCCCGACGCGACCCCGCCCUCUUUCCAGGUACCGACUUCGGCUGAAGCCGGUCCCUCAGCCGUCCGUGGCCCACCUUCACAACCUCCCACAACCAUCACCGCACUUUUCAACCCAAUGCUUGGCCAUAUUUCGGCCGCAUAUGCGGCACGCGUCUCACGAGACUUCUGCAUGGCGUCUCGCUUCGACUUCAACGUGUACAGCUAUGAGAGCGAGUGGUCCCUUGGGGCCGAAUGGUGGCAGCGGCGGGGUAUUCCCAGGGAAUCGCCGUCGUCAUCCCAAGCCGGUAAUGGGGAAGACAUGGUGCAAAUGGCCUCGUCGGGGGCUGAUCUGGCUGACGAAGUGCAAGGGGUUGUCAAAGCCAAGGUUUCGACGACCACUGACGUCUCCUUGCUAUGGGAGGGUCGUUUGCGGAAUAUUCUCGUCAGCCUUGGUGUGGUUUCCAACCUGUCUAACCGCUCAAAACCAAUCAAGUCAAUAGGUCUUGAGUUAUCGUACUUCUCCUCCGGCUAG
This is a messenger RNA of Epithele typhae, 1377 nucleotides long. RefSeq names its product mitochondrial distribution and morphology protein 10. Gene Ontology annotation, biological process: mitochondrial outer membrane translocase complex assembly; establishment of mitochondrion localization; phospholipid transport. The coding region runs from base 1 to 1377 and encodes 458 amino acids. The transcript is spliced from 5 exons. The record is from RefSeq and is a predicted model, not a curated record. Lineage: Eukaryota; Fungi; Basidiomycota; Agaricomycetes; Polyporales; Epitheliaceae. Gene Ontology annotation, cellular component: ERMES complex; SAM complex.